AGUGGUAGCGAGUUCGGCAGCAGCUUGAAUGCUAAGAGCUGAGCGAUAGGCCGCGGACCGACGAUCAGCGCACCGAGCGAUAGGCCUCGGACCGACGAUCAGCGCACCGAGCGAUAGGCCUCGGACCGACGAUCAGCGCACCGAGUGAUAAGCCUCGGACAAUCAUCGAACCGAGCGAUUGGUCUCGACGGGUGUACCUAAAACCUAGUUGCCGUGCCAUAGGAGCUUAGAAACCGCAGAAGCGCGUCAUAUUCUUUCGUUGAACAACAGUACCACUCAGUUCACUCAGUCGGUUCCGGCUACGAACCUUCCGAUGUCGGACCAAGGCAGCGAAAUGCUGAGUCACGACAAUGGCGCAGUAGAUAAAGGCAGCUCCCUUCGCAGUGAGUCAUCGGAGGAUGUAAUACAUUUCGUGAGACCACCAACUAAGCGCGCUCUCAAGAACCAACUACGAGCCGAACAGGCUAGAGUUGCUACAUUGCUCGAACAAAUCAAACAACUGCAAGACGAAAACCAACAGUUGCGUGAACAGAAUGCAUUAACAUUUGCCAGUGCUACAGUGGAUAAUGAUGUUGUCGAUGAUAAGCUCCAUUCUAAAGACUCGCAACAAUCCGAUGAAUCUAAAUUUGUAUCAAGCGUUCAUCAACUUUCCAUCUCUUCUUUGAAUGUACCUGAGUGUAGAUCGGAUUCGGAAGGCGAGGGCAUACAGCGCCACACAUUUGAAAUGUGGCGAGAUCUUCUCAUUGAUUCCAUGAAACUGCUUGGAGUUCAGGACGAAUCGAUUAUGUUCACCAUUUUCAAAGUAAAAGCUGGCCAACAGCUUCUUGAAAUUUUUAAGAACACAAAGGCAGAUUCCCAAGCUCCAAAUGCUGAGGAGCUGCCUUUUUCGAACGCUAUGUAUCGGCUGAAAAGUUAUUUCGGUUCCGGUUCGGACGUCUUGCUCCAGAGACGAAGGCUUGCCGUUAUGGAUCAGAAACCUGACGAGUCGGAUCUCUCCUACAUUAGUCGAGUGGGGGCGAUUGCUAGAUUGUGCGACUUUGAACAAGGGAAGGAGUUUGAGCAAAUUGUGAGCACUAUCGCAGAACAUGCGUUAAGAAAGGAAGUAAGAGCCAUUGCCCUCAAGAUGUUAAGCCGAAAUGCUUCGUUUACGGACCUUGUGGACAAAAUUCGAGAGUUAGAAGCGAUUCGUCUAAAUGAGGAGUUUUUCAUGAAGAAACAACAAAAGUCGGACCCUGCAGUGCUUGCCCCGGUACGCGCCGAUUAUCCACGCUAUUCCGGAUAUCAACACAAGAGCUCUACGUACAAUGUUCCAGACAGAAAGCACAGUCGCUUUACGAACAGUUCCGGACGAUCAGUGAGACCGCGUUCAAACCAAAGCAGUGGCCGUCGUGAGUUCAACAGAAGCUAUACUCCACCUCGUGAUAGAACGUUUGUCUUCUCGCGUGCAGAGAGAUGCUGGAGGUGCAAUAGUGUGUACCAUAUGCCGAGGGAUUGCGAUGCAGUAGACAAAAUUUGUCGUAAUUGUGGUCAAGUUGGCCAUAUUGCUAGAGCUUGUUCCCGACGAUUUCCCAUGAGAACGACAACACACAAGAGAUCUUCAGAAACAGAUCUGACAGAUGCAGAACCCGAUUCAAAGAGAAUGGCAGCUAUCGAGGCGCCGAAGCUAGAGGAUGCCGAUAUCGAAGAAGUAAGUUCGCGUAAAGAAAAAUAAUGUUGUAAAACGGAAUAUGCAAUUGAAUGUCAUGAAGUUUUAUUUGUUUGAAGCGAUUUUUUUUGUAUUUCUGUUAAAUUUGAUUGGAAAAUAUAAGUAAUCCGGAAAAUGUUUU
This is a messenger RNA of Armigeres subalbatus, 1826 nucleotides long. RefSeq lists its product as uncharacterized. The record is from RefSeq and is a predicted model, not a curated record. Lineage: Eukaryota; Metazoa; Arthropoda; Insecta; Diptera; Culicidae. Bases 314 to 1711 code for a protein of 465 amino acids. The transcript has 2 exons. Gene Ontology annotation, molecular function: zinc ion binding; nucleic acid binding.